UGAGGACCUAGGGGUCCAGGAUUCCCUUUCACUGUGAGCUCAUGGCUUGCUUUUUCUCUGCAGUCUCCAACGAAGUGCCAGAGCACCCAUGCGUGUCCCCUGUCUCUAAUCAUGUCUAUGAGCGGCGGCUUAUUGAGAAGUACAUUGCGGAGAAUGGCACAGACCCCAUCAACAACCAGCCUCUCUCUGAGGAGCAGCUCAUUGAUAUCAAAGUGGCUCACCCCAUCCGGCCCAAGCCGCCCUCAGCCACCAGCAUCCCGGCCAUUCUGAAAGCCCUGCAGGAUGAGUGGGACGCGGUCAUGCUGCACAGCUUUACUCUGCGCCAGCAGCUGCAGACAACCCGCCAGGAGCUGUCACACGCCCUGUACCAGCACGAUGCCGCCUGCCGUGUCAUAGCCCGUCUCACCAAGGAAGUCACUGCUGCCCGAGAAGCUCUGGCUACCUUGAAACCGCAGGCUGGUCUCAUCGUGCCCCAGGCUGUGCCAAGCUCACAACCAAGUAUCAUGGGUGCAGGUGAGCCAAUGGAUCUGGGCGAGCUGGUGGGAAUGACCCCCGAGAUCAUACAGAAGCUUCAAGACAAGGCUACUGUGCUAACCACGGAGCGUAAGAAGAGAGGGAAGACUGUGCCUGAGGAGCUGGUGAAGCCAGAAGAGCUCAGCAAAUACCGGCAGGUGGCCUCCCACGUGGGACUGCACAGCGCCAGCAUUCCCGGGAUUCUGGCCCUGGACCUCUGCCCCGCUGAUACCAACAAGAUCCUCACUGGUGGGGCAGAUAAGAAUGUUGUCGUCUUUGACAAGAGCUCUGAGCAAAUCCUGGCCACCCUCAAAGGCCAUACCAAGAAGGUCACCAGUGUGGUAUUUCACCCUUCCCAGGACCUGGUGUUUUCUGCCUCCCCAGAUGCCACUAUCAGGAUUUGGUCAGUCCCGAACGCCUCCUGUGUUCAGGUUGUUCGGGCCCAUGAGAGCGCUGUGACAGGCCUCAGCCUCCAUGCCACUGGUGACUAUCUCCUGAGCUCCUCCGAUGACCAGUACUGGGCUUUCUCUGACAUCCAGACAGGGCGUGUACUCACCAAAGUGACAGAUGAGACCUCGGGCUGCUCUCUCACCUGUGCACAGUUCCAUCCUGAUGGACUCAUCUUCGGAACAGGAACCAUGGACUCUCAGAUCAAGAUUUGGGACUUGAAGGAGCGCACUAAUGUGGCCAAUUUCCCUGGCCACUCAGGCCCCAUCACCAGUAUCGCUUUCUCUGAGAACGGCUACUACCUGGCCACAGCAGCUGACGACUCCUCUGUCAAGCUCUGGGAUCUGCGCAAGCUUAAAAACUUUAAGACGUUGCAGCUGGAUAACAACUUUGAGGUGAAGUCACUGAUCUUCGACCAGAGUGGCACCUACUUGGCCCUUGGAGGCACGGAUGUCCAGAUCUACAUCUGCAAGCAGUGGACGGAGAUUCUCCACUUCACAGAGCACAGCGGCCUGACCACAGGGGUGGCCUUCGGGCACCACGCCAAGUUCAUCGCUUCGACGGGCAUGGACAGGAGCCUCAAGUUCUACAGCCUGUAGGCCCUGGCCUGCUGGUGGAAGCUGGGCUUCAUCUCAGUAGGGGUAGAGUUGGGGGUGGGGGGUGGGG
Carlito syrichta (Philippine tarsier) is the source of this 1626-nucleotide messenger RNA. RefSeq names its product pre-mRNA processing factor 19 (gene PRPF19). The coding region runs from base 42 to 1559 and encodes 505 amino acids. Gene Ontology annotation, cellular component: U2-type catalytic step 1 spliceosome; Prp19 complex; cytoplasm. Gene Ontology annotation, biological process: protein ubiquitination; DNA repair; mRNA splicing, via spliceosome. The record is from RefSeq and is a predicted model, not a curated record. The transcript is spliced from 15 exons. Gene Ontology annotation, molecular function: ubiquitin protein ligase activity; protein binding. NCBI's taxonomy places the organism in Eukaryota, Metazoa, Chordata, Mammalia, Primates, Tarsiidae.